Molecule: messenger RNA, 1360 nt
Organism: Gopherus flavomarginatus (Mexican gopher tortoise)
Lineage: Eukaryota; Metazoa; Chordata; Testudines; Testudinidae
Gene: CHST13
Product: carbohydrate sulfotransferase 13
Exons: 3
Coding region: 106-1128 (340 amino acids)
Biological process (GO): carbohydrate biosynthetic process; proteoglycan biosynthetic process
Cellular component (GO): membrane
Molecular function (GO): sulfotransferase activity
Source: RefSeq, a predicted model, not a curated record
CCCCGGGCCGGGCCAUGCCCUGCUGCAGCCGCGGCAGCAAGAGCAGCUCGCUGGCCGCCCGCUGCCCCGAGGGGACCCCCGCAGCGGGCUUUGCCCGGCGCGAGGAUGAGGAAAACCCGGGUGCAGCGCAUGGUCCUGGCCACUUGUCUGGGCUCUUUCCUCCUGGUGAUUUUCUACUUCCAAAGCAGCCUGAACCCAGCUGCAGAGGAUAGGAUUCUGGGGACCAGCUGGCAUGGGAAGUCAGGCCGAAAUCCGCUCCAGGCACUUUACGACAGUGACCAGUUCGAGCAGUCAUCACUGCAGGCCACUCACCAGCAGAGGCGGGACCUGCUGAGCAGCGUUUGCAACCGCUACACCCGCAAGCGGCGCCUCCUGACGCCUGAUGACCUGCGCCACCUGGUGGUGGAUGACAUGCAUGGGCUGCUCUACUGCUAUGUGCCCAAGGUGGCCUGCACCAACUGGAAGCGAGUCAUGAUGGUUUUGACUGGACAGGGCAAGUACCAGGACCCUCUGGAAAUCCCAGCCAAUGAGGCCCAUGUCUCGUCCAACCUGCGCACCCUCUCCGAGUACAGCACUCCCGAGAUCAACCAUCGCCUGCGCAACUACCUCAAGUUCAUCUUUGUGCGGGAACCCUUCGAGCGCCUGGUCUCGGCCUACCGCAACAAGUUCACCCGCCGCUACAACACAGCCUUCCACAAGCGCUACGGCACUAAGAUCAUCCGCCGGCACCGGCAGGAGCCCAGCAACGAGGCCCUGGAGCGUGGUGAUGAUGUGCGCUUCGAGGAGUUCGUCUACUACCUGCUGGACCCACGCACACAACACGAGGAGCCCUUCAACGAGCACUGGGAGCGGGUGCACUCGCUCUGCCACCCAUGCAUCAUUCACUACGAUGUGGUGGGCAAGUACGAGACACUGGCCGAGGACGCCAACUAUGUCCUGCAGCUGGUAGGGGCUGAUGCCAGUAUCAAGUUCCCCUCGUCCUCCAAGACCACCAGGACCACAGAUGACAUGACAGCCCAGUUUUUCGAGGACAUCAGUCCCUUCUACCAAAGGAGACUCUUUAAUUUAUACAAAAUGGAUUACUUGCUCUUCAACUACUCCAUCCCGUCAUACCUGCGCCUCCGAUGAGGGUAGUGGUAGGGGGGACCCUAGAGAACUGGAGGCCUCACCUGUUUUUAGCUACUCAAGGCACCUCCCACCUUCCCCCCGCAUCCUCGCUGUUUGGUUAAUUCCUUUCCUCUCUGCCUCUCCAUUCCACUUCAAGCACGUGCAUCACUUGCCGACACUCUCAUUGGGACUGACCAUGUGGCGAGAGGCUGCCUUGUUGAUUAUUACAUGGAAUGCUUGGGCCAAAGCACCC